CCCAUGUUUUCCACAGCGCGCGCACACAAACACGCACCGAUGGCACCGCCGUGAUGCUCUGUCCUAUCGAUCCUCAUAUCCAGACCCCAUGGCAUAUUCGGGCGAUCUGCUCUGGGUCCACCAUGACGCCAAAAACCGCAAGGCGGGACCACAUCGCCAUAAGGUUUUCUCACACAUCCAAUCAGGGUACCAUAAAUGGCGCCGGGUUGAGGCCGCUCGGUCGAUGAGGAAGUCGGUGGUGAUCCCACGAGUGCAGGCGGCAGCAAGCCAGAGGAGGCGAGAUGCAAAAGACAAAGAGGUACAAAAGAGGGCAGACGACGACGAUGAAUACGAUGAUGACCAGCGGGCGCGCAUCAAGUCGGAGGAAACCCAAGAGUGGCCCAUCCAGAGCAUCGUCGCGUUCCGGGGCAAUUCCGAUCCCUUCAAUUCUACGCCUGUCCCGGUCACCUCGCGGAUCAACGAGAUCAUGACCUUUGAGCGCCGCUGUGUGUUCCCCGUCAUCCAGGGGCCUGGACCUCGCCUCCAAGCACAGGGCAAAGGCAACAUCCUGCCAUCAUGGUCAUCGUUCGCGUCGGACUCGCUGUGCGACAAUAUGACCGCUCUCGCCUUUCUGUCGACUCCCCUGACCCUCAUGGCCCAGUCUUCUCCUGACUCUGCUUACCUCAGACUAUCGCUCGUACAUCGUUACCAGGGCUUGCAUGCGGUGCAGGAGUACGUCAAGGAACAUGGGCAACCGCCGCUGCAUGUCUUGAUGCACUUCCUCGUUGCCGAGAUCUGGGCUGAUAACUGCGAUGAUGCGCUAGCCCACCUGCGCAUGGCCAACAUUAUCAUGGAAUCCCAACUUCGGCAAGAUCCAUCGAGCAUUGUGCCGUACAAAUGGAUCAGCGUAUUCCAGAUGGACAUCCAUCGUGCCGCGUUGUCGUUAUCGCGGACUCUAUUGCCUAUGGAGGGAUGGGUGACGGUUCCCUUUGAGGUGCCGCUGCCCAUCAUGGAUGUCUAUCCGGACUCUUGUUUGAAAGGAUCACUUCGCGCACUAUUCAUUGAGCUACAACAACUGGACGCCCUCUAUGACUUUGUCAUUAGCGACCCUUCCCCACGCCCUGCUGCCUGGAACUUCCUGAGGAUGCGGACGCUGGUGCUGAUUGGCAGAGCAGUAAACCAUGCCGUCGAUGGUCGUGAUGUCUCCGCGAGCCUUGCACUCGCAUACGUCCUCAAACUAGCCAGUGCACUGGAGAACAUCCCGGUCGGUGCUACCUCUAUCUACAAUGCCGGGCCGAAAAUGCUGGGACGCAUGCGAUCAUGUCUUGAUGCGGAGGUCUUGAACCCCCGCCUAAGGCUCUGGAUUCUGUACGUCGGAGCCUUGAGCGCGGACGAAUGGUUCACUCGCAGCUUUGACGAACAGUCAGUGCUAAUGGGUGUCCACACGUGGGCGAUGUGCAAGGACAUUCUGUCCAAGUUCUAUCUGCCCAAAGAUGAGCCCCAAGUUCACUUCCACGCGAUUUUCGAUGCACGACUGAGCAACAGAAUUCUCGAGCUAACCACUGCUUUCCAAGAUGUCAAGUUGCACGAGGUAUAGGUGUGCAGGGCCUUUCGUCCGUGCGCAAGAGAACCCGUUCUGGGUACUGACGCACCACAACCAGUAAAGAUGGAAUUCAUUACAUAUCGGGCUACAUGAAAAUGUUCAGGGUUAGCCUUCACGACUCACGUUAUGAGUACGACUAUGACUAUUUUUAGCGGGCGUCAUCCGUAUACGGGAGGAACUUAUCAGGAGAAUGGAAAAGCUAACAUAGAAAAUAUGAAUUGACAGAGAAAGGGUCAUAAUCUUUUUAACGAGAUAGCCUGGUACGGUUACUCCUUACGACUUCUAUCUAUGCUAAUAAUACGCUUUUUGGUAG
Molecule: messenger RNA, 1895 nt
Organism: Cladophialophora immunda
Lineage: Eukaryota; Fungi; Ascomycota; Eurotiomycetes; Chaetothyriales; Herpotrichiellaceae
Exons: 1
Coding region: 89-1576 (495 amino acids)
Source: RefSeq, a predicted model, not a curated record